CCAUACAUAGAAGCAAAAUAAUACAACAAACAAACAAACCAUCGUCGCCCUCUUAUUCCAUAUGGGAGGAGCUUCACCGACGGCGAGGUUCGGCGGUGACAAGAAGGCGUACGGAGCGGUGGUACUAAUACAGCUUAUCUACACCGGGAUGUUCCUCCUCUCCAAGAAGGCGUUCGACGGCGGCUUCAAAGCUUCCAUCUUCGUCUUCUACCGGCAGACCUUCGCCGCCGCCCUCAUCGUCCCUCUCGCCCUCUUCCUCGAAUGGUAAAAAUUAUAAAUACACAAUAUUAUUUCCACUUCAUCAAUAUAUUCACUACCUUUGACUCUUUUUAUUACAUUGAUAUAACACUUUUUUCAUGGUCCAAACCUCGGCCGGAGGCGAACAGGAAGCACGCGCCGGCGCUGUCGCUCCCCACCUUCUGCAAGAUCUUCGCCCUCUCCCUCUUCGGGAUAACGUUGAGCUUGAACAUCAAUGGGAUAGCUUUGAUCUACACUUCAGCCACUUUGGGUGCUGCCAUUGGUAAUACCCUGCCAGCCAUUACGUUCUUCGUGGCUCUUCUAUUCGGAAUGGAGAUAUUGAAGGUGAAGACAAAACCAGGGAUGGCAAAACUAGGUGGGAUAGUUAUAUGCAUGGGAGGAGUGGCAGUUCUUGCUUUCUACAAAGGCCCCCAUUUUAAGGUCUUGUCUCUCUUUAAACAUGAUGACCUCCAUGGACAUGACCUUAGACCUCAGCAAAACUCUAGCUCUUUUCAUAACACAUGGGUCAAAGGUUGUUUCUUGAUGCUCUUCUCCAACAUAAGCUGGGGCUUCUGGCUCAUCUUUCAGGCAAUACUUCUGAAAAGCUACCCAUCAAAGCUUCUCUUCACAGCUCUUCAAUGCGUUCUGAGUUCGAUUCAGUCCUUAGUUGUUGCAGUUGCCAUUGAGAGAAAUCCCCACGAGUGGAAGCUUGGAUGGAAUAUGAGACUUGUGGCUGUAACUUAUUGUGGAUUUGUGGUGACUGGAGUGACAUAUUACUUGCAAGCAUGGGUUGUAGAGAAGAAAGGUCCAGUCUUUCUAGCAAUGUCUACUCCUUUGAUUUUGAUCUUCACAAUGUUGUUUUCUGCACUGCUAGGCGACUUCAUCAAUCUUGGAAGUGUAUUGGGUGGAGUGUUGUUGGUUGGAGGACUUUACAGUGUUCUAUGGGCAAAAGGCAAAGAAGAAAAGAUUAUGAUUGCUGAGAAUAUUGACGAGAAGAUGAAGACUACACAAGUGGAAAAGGAGAGCUUAGAGCUUAAACAAGUCGCUACAAUCAUUAGCAUCCCCGAUCAUCAAGCAUCACAAACCAAUGAGUCGAGUUAAGUUUUGAUGGGGAAAUUAAGAUCUUCACAAAAGUCAGGAGGGCUUAGAGCUUAUAGAAGUUGAUACAACCGUUAGCAUCCCCGAUCAUGAAGCGUCACAAAUCCAGGAGUCGAGUUG
Molecule: messenger RNA, 1455 nt
Organism: Linum tenue
Lineage: Eukaryota; Viridiplantae; Streptophyta; Magnoliopsida; Malpighiales; Linaceae
Source: the annotation of a GenBank genome assembly